CGUCCUUUGCCGCCAGCUGUCGGUGGUCUGUGGUGGAAUGCUCGCGAGUUCGUGGUCUCUGCUUCGACAUAACCUCACAAGUUAGAUCCGCAUUUCACUCUACGAAAAUGGCCAAUAUAAUAAAGAAAAUAGGGCCCAAGGUGUUUCAGUGUGGCAAGAUUUUACGUUCGAAGCCGCCUCAAAAUUUCCUGCGCCACAUAUCCGUUUCCUCCCAGCUGUGUUCGCCGAGGGUGCAGCAGCCCGCCCCCGAUUUUUGCGGCACCGCCGUGGUCGAUAACGAUUUUAAAACCAUAAAGCUGAGCGACUACAAGGGCAAAUACGUCGUGCUGGUGUUUUACCCUCUCGAUUUUACCUUUGUUUGUCCAACGGAACUCAUCGCUCUCGACGAACGGAUAGACGACUUUAAAAGAUUAAACGCCGAAGUUAUCGGCUGUUCCAUCGACUCGCAAUUCUCACAUUUGGGCUGGAUAAACACGGAACGAUCGAAAGGGGGUUUGGGACAAAUUCGAUACCCGCUGUUGUCCGACAUCAACAAGCAGAUCGCCAGAGAUUACGGGGUCCUCUUGGAGAACGAGGGCAUCGCCUUGAGGGGGUUGUUCAUAAUCGACAAGGAGGGCAUACUUCGACAGAUAACGGUCAAUGAUUUGCCCAUCGGGCGGUCGGUGGACGAAGCGUUGCGUCUUAUCGAGGCUCUGAAGUUUGUCGAGGAGCACGGCGAAGUCUGUCCCGCCAAUUGGAAGAAAGGCGCGAAAACCAUAAAACCGGACCCCAAAGGAUCGCAGGAAUAUUUCAAAUCAGUUGGUAAAUAAAUUUUGAAAACAUUAAAUUUGUAUGUUUGUUGUAAAUGUUAAAAAUAAACUAUGGGAAUUGUUGUUUUAUU
Cylas formicarius (sweet potato weevil) is the source of this 880-nucleotide messenger RNA. Its product is annotated as peroxiredoxin-like. NCBI's taxonomy places the organism in Eukaryota, Metazoa, Arthropoda, Insecta, Coleoptera, Brentidae. Gene Ontology annotation, cellular component: mitochondrion; cytosol. The coding region runs from base 108 to 809 and encodes 233 amino acids. The record is from RefSeq and is a predicted model, not a curated record. Gene Ontology annotation, molecular function: thioredoxin peroxidase activity. The transcript is spliced from 6 exons. Gene Ontology annotation, biological process: hydrogen peroxide catabolic process; cell redox homeostasis; cellular response to stress.